Molecule: messenger RNA, 195 nt
Organism: Sclerotinia sclerotiorum 1980 UF-70
Lineage: Eukaryota; Fungi; Ascomycota; Leotiomycetes; Helotiales; Sclerotiniaceae
Exons: 2
Coding region: 1-195 (64 amino acids)
Source: RefSeq, a predicted model, not a curated record
AUGUCGCAUCGUCAAUAUAAGGAAGAGCCAGGUGUUAAUGUUGUGAAUAACGAACACAAGUCGCAAGGUGCACUUCUUUGGAUAAGAUUACAAGGACAAGCCUCCUUGCACACAACAAGCAAGCAAGGGAGUAUGGCUUCCAUAAUUUUCCAGAACAUAAAAUUGAGCUGGACUCGAGCAAUCGUGGAUUCGUAG